Molecule: messenger RNA, 2053 nt
Organism: Stegodyphus dumicola
Lineage: Eukaryota; Metazoa; Arthropoda; Arachnida; Araneae; Eresidae
Source: RefSeq, a predicted model, not a curated record
CGGGUCAAGCUCUGCAAUGGGUCCGAUUAAGUACUCGGUCACCUCUUGAGUGCGAUCUUCUCUGGAGUACACGAUGAAAGGAAAUUCCUAAUAGGAAAUGGAUUGUAGGAUACUGAUCUACAAUCAUGGCGUAGAAUAUGGCACUUAAGAGAUCUUCAGCGCCUGAGCUGUUACUUUUAGCAGUUGGAUGUCUGCUGCUGUUGGAUAACUGCGUGUUGUGCCAGAGUCAUGGUAACUACAGCUUGGAUUAUAUCCAUAAAUCGAGCGAUACAUUUCAUAGAGAGAAGAGGAGAACUCAAACUCAAAAUGGCUUCUUCUUUCCUAUUGCCAUGUAUACUGUCAGACAUCAUAGACCAGCUACUGACAGAGGAAGGAACGUACGACCAGAAACCUGGGAAUACCGUGGUCAGUAUUUCUACGGUUAUCGACCGAAACCCAACAGCGGGCGCAGGCAAGCUGCUCGAUUACUGGCUGCUGGAUUGCCAUUACUUCUUGCUCCUCUUCUUAGCAUCAUCUUCUCGUUUCCGGUGGUUGUACCUGUUGGACAGACAAUGACGACGACAAUGCUCACUGGAUCGCCCCUUUCCAAUCCUUUCUUUAACAGACCUAGACCUCCUACAUGGGGACGUCGCAGGAAACGCAGAAGGGCAGACGCAGCUGAAGGUCCUCGGCCUGUGCCUCCAGAUAAAUCAACUAGAAUGAAGGAACUGGAAAUAGUAGCUAGUUAUUUGCAUCAGGUUGAUUAUAAUGAAAAACAGCAAUCCCGUGUGAUGGUUAAUUACCUACAAUGCAAUGGGUUGCUGAGUACAGAAGACCACUGCUUGGAAAGGCUGUCGUGUGAAUUCGGAGAUCCCGCCAACGAAAAUGCGCCAGAACUUGAGAGAACUGUAACGUCUAUCCUUUUAGGUCACAUGCUGAACAACGAAUUUAUACCAAAGCCAUUCAAGAGACGGCUUAAAGCAGCUGCCAUGCACGGAAGAACCAAUUCUGGAAAAUGCAACGAAUACUUCUGCCAUUAUGUUGACAAUAAUUGGGAUUAUACAUCAACAUACCCUCAACCUGUGACUGUAGCGCCUAAUGGUAUACCUCAAGUUGGGGUUUCAGGGUCUAAUCGUAUGCCUGAGUCAGGGGCUCCUAGAACUAAUCGUAUUCUUCAACCAAAGCCACCAGGAUGAUACUAAUUCGCGUUGCAUCGAUAUUCUAAAACUGGAUCUAUUUUAAUUUAAAAUGACUCAUUUUAAAAAACAACAGACCUGUGAAUAUCGUUUGCUCCACUGCAAAGGAACCUGUGGGAUGGCCAAAGCUACUAACUCUGCAGUUAUGCUAUCUUUUGUUUUCUUAAUUUAUUUUUUACCUGUUGUUUAGAUAAUAUGAAUUUUUUAAUUUUUUUCCUAUUUACAUAAUCCACAUUUUUUCAUUGGUUAUUUAACAGGAAAGAAUGGCAAAACUUUUAAAAUAGCAAAGCAAUAAUAAUUAGAUAUUAUCCUUGAUUUAAAUGAUAAGUGAGAAAAAUCUGAAAUGCAGAAAUAUUUUUUAAAAAUAAAAAAUUGUUUUCAAUGAAUUUUUGAUGUGUUUGAAAGGGUAAUCAUUCUAAUCGAAGUAAAUUUUUUUAAUACUAUUUAUUGUCUUCUAAUUGAAGUUUUAAUAAAAUGUUAAAUUUUACAUUAAUCACAAAAUAGCAUAUUCUUCUAUAACUAUUGGCUAGUGAAUUCAUUUUAAAGUGAGCAUUGCGUUUUUUUCUUUACGUGUUUAAUCUGCUCUAUUUCUAGUUAAUGUGGAUUUUUAUAUAUAAAUAUAUUUUAAUUUUAAUAAUUGAUUAAAAUAUAUGUAUGCAGUUUUAAAGAAAAAGGACGUAGUUAAAGAAAUUUAUUUGCUAGAUUGCUUUAAAAUUAGUUUAAACCAAUUUCAAGUUUUCCUAUAUAUUUUUACAGUUCAUUACUUUGUGAUAGAAAUAAGUAAUCUUUCAUAAUUUUUAAUUAAUUCGAAAAUUGCCAUUUAUGAGAGAUUAAAAAUGGGUAUUUAUAUUUUAUUUGUCACAGUUUAUUUAUAGCAA